CCCGCAUUGCCGCCCCGUUCUACGGCGCCGCCCGCGAACUACAGCCGGCGGCGGGCCGGCUCUGCCCGCGAGGAUGGCGGCUCCCUUGGUGCUGGUGGUCCUGGCGGCCGUGACGGUGCGGGCCGCGCUGUAUCGCUCCAGCUUCGCCGCCUUCAUCGCCGAGCGGGUCGAGGUGGCGUCGCCGCUGAACGCCUGGAAGCGAGUGGUUGAAGGAUUAGCUCUGCUGGAUUUAGGGGUCUCACCGUAUUCUGGAGCUAUUUUUCAUGAGACCCCAUUGAUAAUAUAUCUCUUCCACUUCCUGAUUGAAUAUGCUGAAUUGGUCUUCAUGAUAACGGAUGUACUAACAGCUGUUGCCCUUUACUUGGCCAUCCAGGACUACAACAAAGUUGUGUUCAAAAAGCAAAAGCUUCUGAUAGAGCUGGAUAAAUAUGCACCAGAUGUGGCUGAGCUCAUCCGGACGCCCAUGGAAAUGCACUACAUCCCCCUCAAGGUAGCACUGGUCUAUCUGUUAAACCCCUACACUGUGAUGUCUUGUGUGGCAAAGUCCACCUGUGCCAUCAGCAAUACUGUCAUUGCAUUCUUCAUUUUGGCUACAAUAAGAGGUAGUGCCUUCCUCAGUGCUGUGUUCUUGGCCCUAGCGACAUACCAGUCACUCUACCCCAUCACGUUGUUUGCUCCAGCACUCCUAUACCUUCUGCAGCGUCAGUUCAUACCAAUAAAACCGAAAAGUAAAAGCUUCUGGCUCUUCACCAUGCAGUAUGCAGCCUUGUACCUGUGCAGCCUGGUGGUGAUCAUCUGCCUCUCUUUCUUCCUUCUCAACUCGUGGGAUUUUAUUCCAUCUGUUUAUGGGUUUAUCCUUUCUGUUCCAGAUCUGACACCCAAUAUUGGCCUUUUCUGGUACUUCUUUGCAGAGAUGUUUGAACACUUUAGUCUUUUCUUUGUAUGUGUGUUUCAAAUCAACGUGUUCUUCUACACCAUUCCCUUGGCAGUAAAGCUAAAGGAACACCCCGUGUUCUUCAUGUUUGUCCAGCUUGCAAUCAUUUCUAUCUUCAAGUCCUAUCCCACAGUCGGAGAUGUUGCACUGUAUAUGGCCUUCCUCCCAGUCUGGAGCCACCUUUACAGGUUCCUUCGGAACAUCUUCAUCCUAUCAUGUAUGCUCAUCGCCUGCUCCCUCCUGUUCCCCGUUUUGUGGCAUCUCUGGAUUUUUGCAGGAAGUGCCAAUUCCAAUUUUUAUUACGCCAUCACAUUGACUUUCAACAUAGGGCAGAUCCUGCUCAUCUCGGAUUACUUCUAUGCCUUCCUCCGGCGGGAGUACUACCUCACUCAUGGACUCCAUCUGACAAGGCAAGAUGGGACAGAGGCCAUGCUUGUUUUGAAAUAAGGGCUGAAUCCACUGUUUUUUGGGCCAUGGACUACUUUAAGGAACAUGUGAAGCUCGGUGUUUAUGGGGUGGGUGGGGAAGGUUUCCUGGAUGAGGUCUGGCUUUGGGGAUGAUAACUACUGAAAGAAUGGGCUGAGGUUCUUCUGGGAGUACCCUCUGCAGCAGUGGACACAGUGCAGGCUGAGUGCUGCAAGAGCUGAAGUAGAACCUGCACUGGAGAAUCUCCCUUCAGCUGUGCUUUUCACUGAGACCUCAGCCAUCAACUCUGGGCAGUCCAGCAGGAACUGGAGCAAGCAUUUGUGGUAAAAACAGGGCUCAAUCUCUGGACCAGAAACUGCUCAGACCAUUAACUGUUUACUUUACGUCACUGCUUCUUGAAAAUAUUUGCUUCUCCUGGAAAUUUCCCUGUCACAGCUUUUACUGGUAAUGCUCCUGUUUGACAUGAGAACAUCUGGGUGCGUGUGUCAAAGGCCUGCCUGUUGUUGUGGGUUCUGGAAAAACCGUGUGCUCAGGCACAGGGGCAGGUUUUGAAGCAAGUAGGUGAGCAAGGGUGGAUGAACUGUUGGAAAGAGGGGCUGCUGCUGUGGGAACUCUUGGCACUCACACCACUACUGAGAACUGGAACUAGAGGAAAGCAGGAGCACAGGGGGUAGUGUGUAAGUGUUCUAUCCCUUUAUGAAUAGAUGCUCCCUUGUGAGGAGCUGCAGAGAAUCACAACAGGAUCUCAGAGGAAGAAACACUACUGUGCAGAUAGUCUCCUACUACUACAGUGUGGGUAGUGGUUAACUGCUCCAUCCUGUUGAAUGGCUGCUUCCUUGUGAGGAGCUGCACAGAAACAUGGCAGGGUCUAGAAGAAGAAACGCUGCUGUGCGGGUAGCCUCCUACUGCUCCUUAUUUCUGUGUGUUAACAAAGCUUGGCAAUGCAGGGCUUGCACUACACUGUUGUGAUAGCUUGGGGCAGCAGCACAGACGUGAAACGAGCAAGCUGCCUGCCUGGGCUGGGGACCAGGAGGUGUCAGAAUCUCCCCACAGACCAAAUUCAGAAGGUGCCUUGGACUCCACUGUUAUGGAGUUGUUGGGCUCCAGGUGUUUCACAGCAGCUUAACGAUACAGGAUAGUCACUCUGCAGUGUUAUAGUCUUGCACAUACAGCGAUGGCAUCUUGUUGCUGUGUGUGGAAGGCUCUGUAACAUGCUGUCCUUCAGCUCCCCUGCUGCUUUCCCUGUGUUCAGGCCUUUUCUCCAGAGCUUCUGCUGCUGCUGACCCCAUGAAUGUGACCCACCGAGGGAAUUCCCAGGGCUCUGCGGGUUGCAUGAGGCACUGGGAGUCAUUAACCAUAGUGUUGAAAGCCUUCUGCAGUGCUGGGGCUGGGAGCGGCUGCUGCUCCUCACUCAUCCCAAGAAAAAAGUGGAAGGGCUGGUGGUUUGUCAGCAUGGAAACAGAACUGUCUGGCCCGGUGAGCAAUGGAGAGACCGACAUGCCCAGGUCCUCCCCAGGCGGUUUUAUGAACAAAUCUUGUGGUUUUUUUUUUAACAGUUAAAAAUUUUGCCUUACUGCACUGCUAUUAGCGCUUUUGCCGGGGGUGUUACUGUGAGUCCAGCUCAGCCCACCCCAUGCUGCAGCCCUGGGCCAGAGGUCACGAAGGCAGGGCUGCUCUGGGCUGCCCCAUGUGGCAUGGCAAAGAGCACAAUAAACUGUGCAAGUUUUAAGA
Phasianus colchicus (ring-necked pheasant) is the source of this 3091-nucleotide messenger RNA. It is a transcript of the gene PIGU, whose product is annotated as phosphatidylinositol glycan anchor biosynthesis class U. NCBI's taxonomy places the organism in Eukaryota, Metazoa, Chordata, Aves, Galliformes, Phasianidae. Gene Ontology annotation, biological process: attachment of GPI anchor to protein. The record is from RefSeq and is a predicted model, not a curated record. Gene Ontology annotation, cellular component: GPI-anchor transamidase complex; membrane.